AUGUUUCCACUAUUUAUCCUUCUGGUUGGGAUACUGUCGUGGACUGUUUCUGCUACGCCAGAAGCCUUUUUCGCCAGUAUCCAAGUCAAAGAUGCUUACACAAAAUCUAACAACUGUACCGAUCUGUCCCAUUGGUUCAUGAUAGAAGCAGAAAUGUUUCUAUCGAAAGGUUCCCACGAUGACUUCUUUUUCACGGUGCCCAAGGACUUCGGGUCCUUCCCACCAACCCCCUUUGAUAUUCAAGACACCGAUGGAAAAGUGAUGGGUCAAGUAUUCCAAAAUAUUAAUUCUAAUAACACUUUUGGAGUUCACAUUUCUGAAAAUUUAUCGUCGAACUCAUCAGCGGUGUUCAAUUUCUUGGCAAAAUUGUCAGCUGGUGCAAAGAGCAUGAUUUCAUCUCCAAAGAAUGUUUCUUACCAUUUCAACACUUCUGGUUUUAACACGUUUGUUUCAACCAUCAAUUACAUUCCAAAGGAUUUAACUACUUUGACCACCAACGGUGGUAGCUUCGCUUCAAACAAAACUGCCUGGUUUACAGCCGAUAUUCCAAUUAAGUUGCUACAGGACCCUAUCAUUUUCUCAUCUGCAAAGAGUGGUAGUAACGACUUUAGCUUUGACACAAAGGCUACAAAGUUCGAGGUUGUCGUCAAAACAGAUCUGUUUGGUAACCCUUUGAAAGUGGUCCCCUUUACAGCUUUCACUGACCACUCCACUGAAUCCAAAAUUCAAAUUGCAAUUGACACGAAAUUCAACGGUGGGAAAUAUGUGCGUAUCACUUACUUAACCAAACCUUUGACCAAAACCCCAAUAUCGAAUUCGGUAUCUUUGCAGAAAACCAACGAUAACAGCUUGAAGAAGAGAAGUGAUAACGCAGAGGUUGCGUCAGUCUACGACUCAGCUGUCGCAAAUGUUUUGGACACAACUCCAAGUGCAGCCAGUGACUCGUUGGUCGAUCCUGCUGAUGCUACUGCAACAAGUGGAGUCCGUCCCCCAUUUGGAUACAGCAACCAUUCUGACGCUACUCUAUCAGCAACUGUAUCUUCUUCGGAAGCAAGCUCCGCCCUUGCAAACAAUGUGGCUUCAUUCUCUGUUCCAUCAUCAGCUGUUUUGUCUUCCUCGUUUUUGAGUAGCGAAAGUCAAAGAGCUGAACCUUCAAUUUCAACAGCUAUCAAAACUUCCUCAGUGUCUCAACCAACAACUUCAAGUUUCGUAUCUACAUUGGUGUCGCACCCAAUAACGGUGAGUCCUGUGUCGUCUGAUUUGACUUCUGCUUCCUAUUCAACUGCUUCUGUUUUGUCUUUGGAAUCCGCAAUUGCCGCUGCUUCGUCUUCCAGUACUGAAGAAACCUUGGUGUCUUCCUUCUCAGCCACUUUGUCUAAACCUUCAAGUUCAAUUACCACGUCUUCAGUGUCGUCAUCAAAUACUUUAAAUGGUCUAGCAACUUUAGAAAUCUCUUCAAACAGUACUACAGCUGUACCAAUGUUGCCAGACAACGCAUAUGAUCCUUAUUUGUUGUCCUUGGCUGCCCAGACAAACGGAACUUUGUCGUCCAUUUCUCUUCCAAGUUCAACCCCAAUGAAUGGUGUACUAUCCGUCGCUAAUACCACGACCACCGCCCCGGUGACUGUCUUGUCUAGUUCCAACAAUUCUUCCUCCCAGACUGUUUCUCGUUCUGCUUCUAUCACUACAGGCACCACUAAGAAUGCUUCAAGUGUCCAUGGUUUGGCCACGCCCACCGUUAGUGGUCACACGAACGAAACAGCCUCAAGUUAUGAACUUAUCACAACAACAGAGUCAGGGGUGCUUACAACAUUUGGUUCCUGGGUUGCUAUUGCAACACUGUCACAUUCAAACCUAACUAUCUCUGCUUCAAAGCCUACAAAUGGUGCUGCUGCAAAUGAAAUGGUAAGAUCGACUGUAUCCACAGUUUCUAGUCAUAGUCAUAAAAACGCUACUACAGAAACAUCAUCAAAAUUUUUGAUCUCUCUCCCUCAUCCAACCACUACGAAGCCUAAUGGAAAACAAAACAAAACUGUGAUUGAUGUCUCAUCCACGGGACUUUCAAAGCAGAUUUUUGCUAUGACUCAGGGGGAGAUAGAUCUCUUUGCUACUGACCUUGUUCCAGUCGCUACCCUAAAAAAGAUUACUACUGGUAAGAUCUAUUCAACAGAGACUAUUGAAAGUGUUAACACUGCCAGUAUCAACGCCCAAUUGAGAGUCUCUACGGACUUGUUCCCAGUUUCAACGUUGAAGAACGGUACCGUCGUUACACUGGUCUCUACUCAUGUAACAAAAAAUGUUAACUGUUCCACUGCUAGCCCAAUAAAAUCAGGUUUCACCGAAGUUGUUCCAGUGUCUACAUUAAAAACUGUGGUAACAUCAUGCUCCACUGACGUGUCUACACAAGUAUCUGCCUCGACUAAAGAUAAGGUUGUCUCAAACACAAAGGAGCUAGUUCCAGUGUCAACUUUGAAAGGCAAAACUGUCACAGUUAGUUGCUCUACCUCAGAAAGAAAUACAAAGACACUGAGCAAAGAAAAAAAGUCGGUCGCAGUCACAGUUCCCCACAAAGAGUCUAAGACUACCUCAACGCUUUCCCCGCACCUAACAAAAACGAAACCAGAAGCGGAAAAAAACACGAACACUGCGGUGACACCUACCACGACUUUAGGCAUAAAAAGCAAAACCGUUGGUGCUGAACCCAAAGUCAAAACAUUAUGUCCUACAUGUUCGACAAAGUCAACCACUUCCACUACAAGUCAAAACAAUCUGGCCAAAACCACUCCACAAAUGGUAUCUGUCUCUUCCUCUCAACUUGUUAAUGGUCAUAAGAGCACAGGCGCACAAAGCACAUCUGGUUUGGUAUCUUCUGCUACUCAUACAGCCCCAAUUGUUGCUACCUAUGAAGCAAAAGCCCACCAUUUGAAAUCAGGUCUCACAGCAGUACUAGCAGUGAUGUUAGGUUUGGCAUUUUGA
Huiozyma naganishii CBS 8797 is the source of this 2976-nucleotide messenger RNA. RefSeq names its product Egt2p (gene EGT2). The transcript has a single exon. Bases 1 to 2976 code for a protein of 991 amino acids. Lineage: Eukaryota; Fungi; Ascomycota; Saccharomycetes; Saccharomycetales; Saccharomycetaceae. The record is from RefSeq and is a predicted model, not a curated record.